CUUAGUGUCAGAUGUCAACACGUGUAUAACCUGUAAAAGUGUACGUCAUAAUAAACUUUUACCGUGAUGUGUUUUCUGUUUUUUACAGUACUAUUAUGACUAACGAGCGACACUUAGUAUACCGGUUUUUUUAAACAAGAGGGUGUUAAAACUCAUAGUCCAAAAGUUACGGUAUCAAGUGCAGUAAUAAUUUUAGCGUAAAACGAAUAAGUAGGUCCUAAAAUCGCGGUCAGUUACAAGAGAAAGCGUCUUAGAAAAAUUUUCUCAACCUUAGUUCAACAAUGAAGAUUGUCACUGCAGUAGCGCCUGUUAACAUCGCCGUUAUAAAAUAUUGGGGAAAAAGAGACGAAACCCUAAUCCUUCCCAUAAAUGACUCCAUUAGCUGCACCCUGGCCACAGACUUUAUGUGCGCCAAAACCACCAUAAUGGCAAGCCCCACCUUCACAGACAACAAAUUCUGGCUAAACAAUGAAGAAGUCGACUUCAACAACAAAAGGUUAAACAAUUGUUUGACUGAAGUAAAAAAACGCGCCAGUCCUAAGUGCGCGGACCUCCUCAACUGGAAAAUACACAUCUGCUCAGAAAACAAUUUCCCGACGGCAGCUGGCUUAGCUUCAUCUGCAGCAGGCUAUGCUUGCUUAGUUUCCACUUUAGCUGCUUUAUAUGAAGUUGAAGGAGAUAUUUCCAGUAUCGCACGAAGGGGGUCUGGAAGUGCUUGUCGCAGCAUCCAUGGGGGCUUUGUGUGGUGGCAAAAGGGGAUACAACCUGGAGGUGAAGACUCAGUUGCUGUUCAGAUAGCCCCGGCGUCUCAUUGGCCGGAAAUGAGGAUGAUCAUUCUUGUGGUUAGUGAUGAUCAGAAGAAAUAUAGUUCUACUAGUGGAAUGAAGACAAGCGUGGAAACGUCGGAGUUGUUGAAGUAUAGAUCUGAGGUGGUUGUUCCAAAGAGGGUGAAGGAGAUGGUUGAAGCUAUAAAAACUCGAAAUUUUGAAAAUUUUGCGCGAAUUACAAUGCAGGAUUCGAAUCAGUUUCAUGCUGUUUGUUUGGAUACUUAUCCGCCGUGUUUUUAUAUGAAUGAUGUGUCUAGAUCUGUUGUAGAGUUGGUGCACUCUUAUAAUAAGUAUAAAGGGGCUACAAAGGUGGCUUAUACCUGUGACGCUGGUCCUAAUGUAUGUUUGUACUUACUGGAGGAGAGUAUUGAUGAAGUUGUUACUUUAAUUAAUGACGUUUUUCCGUCAAGUGUGGGUCCAUCUGAGUAUUUCAGGGGACUUCCUGUUAAUAUUAAAAAUAGGGGUGGUUUGCAGGAGGUUUUAAAAAUUAAAGCUGACGCCCCUGGAAGUUUAAAAUAUAUUAUUCAUACUAAACUAGGCGAUGGCCCUAAACUUUCAACAGAAAAAUCGCAGCAUUUAUUAACUGAAAAGGGACUCCCACACACUUCUUAAUUUUUAGCAUGACUAAGAACAGAUCUGGGUAUUUAUAAGUGGUUCUGUGAUUCUGGUUGACAAUAUUUAUUCUAUUUAGGGUUUUUUAGUUUGUUUUUUUUUUUAAUAAAACAUUUAUUUACCUUACAACAUUUAUUACUAAAGAUUAAUUCCAACACGCUCGAAUUGAGUUUCCAGCUCAAUUAGUGGGCUGAGUUUUCUCUGAAAAAUAGAAAGCAGAAAUGAGCUCCAGUAAAUACGUUCCCAUUUCAAGUAUUAAUAAAAACGUUAGUUGCAACCGCA
Molecule: messenger RNA, 1721 nt
Organism: Zophobas morio
Lineage: Eukaryota; Metazoa; Arthropoda; Insecta; Coleoptera; Tenebrionidae
Gene: Mvd
Product: diphosphomevalonate decarboxylase
Exons: 5
Coding region: 282-1439 (385 amino acids)
Biological process (GO): isoprenoid biosynthetic process; isopentenyl diphosphate biosynthetic process, mevalonate pathway
Cellular component (GO): cytosol
Molecular function (GO): ATP binding; diphosphomevalonate decarboxylase activity
Source: RefSeq, a predicted model, not a curated record